GUACGGUAGGUACGGUGGUGGGUGCGAUGGGUGCGUUGGUAGGUACGAUGGUGGGUACGAUGGGUGCGUUGGUAGGUACGAUGGUGGGUGCGAUGGGUGCGAUGGGUACGGUGGUGGGUGCGAUGGGUGCGUUGGUAGGUACGGUGUUGGGUGCAAUGGGUGCGAUGGUGGGUGCGAUGGGUGCGUUGGUAGGUACGAUGGUGGGUGCGAUGGGUGCGAUGGCAGGUACGGUGUUGGGUGCAAUAGGUAAAGAAGCGAAGCGUGCUGUUGCCAUGUCUGUGAAGAACAACGCGAAGGCUGAUUCUAAACAUGGCGUUUUCCGAUCUAUUCGGAAGGGGGAUGCGCAACCUGGAAAAGUUCGUGGAACAGGGCGCUGGAAGACAUGGACUGCAGAAACAAUGAUCACAACAUCGUUGGGAAACCCAGUCACGCUUGCAAAGACGAAGGACGGACAGACCAAGUUGAAGAACCAGCUGCAAAACAAAAUCCCUGCCAUGUUUUCAGCGAACUCGCUGGCUUAUUGGUUGAACAGCAGCACUUCCCAUAUUGCGAAUGUUCGUGCAGCUUUGUCGCAAGUGUAUCUGGAGAAGCUCAAGCAUUACUCAGCGCAAAUUCAAGCUGAAAGGCCGCACAUCAUUUCAAUGAGUUUGGAAUUUGAUGAAGCGUCAAAGCGAACCAGAUUGCGCAAAAAUGUUCUCGACGUAGAGGCUGUAUACCCGAUCCUGGUGCAGCGAUUGGAGCUUUUCAUGCAGAAGGAAGCCGGUGACACGGAUUUGCUGCACACAAGCAUCCCAACUUCGAUUGCUGUUCUGGAAUCUACCACAGCAGCUUGCAUCUGGAGCGCUAUGAAGCACAUUCAUCCCAUUGAGUUCUGGAGUUGGUCCCGCGCUGCCAGCAUCUAUGUGCUGCGGGUGGUGAGUGAUGGGGCAACCGCCAACCGCUUGCUCUUCAAAACUGCAAUUAUGGCUGGUAGGCCGGAGAAUUCGAUCGUUGCCCACAAGGUUUGCGACCAGCAUAGCCUCAACCAUUGCUCAGCGCCGAUAUGGAAAGGGCUCGCGCACCUGACUCCAAUGUUCUACUGCACUGGAUUCUUAUCCUCAGGAUCGAACCUCUUGCACCUGCUGGAGCAUGUUGAUGCUUGGAUCAUGGAUCCGGGGACAGUCAGAGUUGUGUUUAGCAAGCCCGACCCAGCAGUUCUCAAACGAAACAGGGACUUCGUGAAACUGAUCUGCAAGGCGACUUCAGCUGAUGAUCGGAAAGGCUACAUGCACUUGGGGGAAGAACUCUUGCAGCUGGAUUCUGGUCCAUGGCAUGACACAUCGCACAUUUAUCACCACUGCAAAGGAGUCGGCUGUUGCAAAGGCGGUGUCAUUGAAACACGUCAAAAGCUCUGGGUGGCGGUCGCAGCUUUCGUAUUCGGGAUGAAACCGACCACUCCAGCAGUCAGUCGCUGGACUACUUGCGGCAAAAGCGGUCGCUACUAUUUGUGCGCUCUUGGCUAUCACUCCGUACUUAUGCAUGGUAUGGCUCGCUUGCAUGGAAUGAAGUCUUCCAUUGAUGAGGAAGAGGAUACAAUUCUUCCGACUACUGCCUUCAUUGAAUCGGAGGGGUCGACAGAAUUGUUUCGAAAGACUUUGCGCUUCAAGGCUACGAAAGCGAUGAAAUGGGUUCAGGACCCCUUGUCGGUCUACAACUUGCUGCUUAGUUCGGUGGUGGUGUCGCCUAUGGAACGUAUCAUGUGGGAGUUUAUGUCUUGGCAACACACGCAAGCGUUUCUCCGGAAGGAGAACCCCCCUGUUGUUUGCAUGGCCAGCCCGUGUCUUUCUCCUGUCUUCAAAGCCAUUCGGCACAUGUGCUUGCAGAUGACCACUGGCUUGGUUUUUCCAGAUGAUGCAGAUUCCUCAUCUCUUGUCGAGCUUGCAGAAGGCAUGCCGGGCGCUGUGCCGAGCAACCUCAUCGACAAAGGCUUUUGGUGCAUCGUGACUGGUGUGGGCCAACUGUUUCAUCGCCUUUGCCUUCCGUACAAACAGUUGCCAUGGCUGCUAGCCAAAUGCUUGAACAAGGAUGCUGACAGCAGGGAGCUCGCAACCUGGUUUUGCAACCUUCCUGAUUGUUGCCUGAAUAGCUGGUUCUCAAAGCCACUGCGGGCCUUGGUUGACCAACCUGAAGAUUUACUUCCAGGGGGGAAGUCCCAACCAUUGCUUUUGAGCAUAUACAAUUGCAAGAACUUCAACAUCGAAGUUGAAAACAACUUUGCCCGUCUCCGAAAUCUGAAACAAGUCUCCCGGGGAAGAGAGGAUCUGAGCCACAAUCUGGCGUCGAAGCAUUUGCUAUCAGAAGCGAAGCUCGCUCACACCAGGCAUUUGGUUCGUGAAAACAAAGCUGGGGAGUCAUUGGAAGAUUCAGAUCGAAAAGAAGGGCCAAAAAAACUUAUCUACAACGGGUUCACUCUUUUUGUUGCUGAAUCCAUGCGAAAGCGUGUGCAGAAUCCUGAUGAGUCACCUGAUGAGUGUCAAAAACGGAUCAGGGCAGAGUGCAAACGAGACUGGCAAAAUGAUGAGCUUCGUGCCUUGUACUCCAGCCGCGCCAAGAGGUUGAAUAGGUUCCAAGCUUCAAGUGAUGCUAUUUCAGCCCAUGUUUCUGGGCUAGCGGAAGUCAUCCCACAGGAAGAUGGAGGAGAAGGAGACGUACCAGCAGCCAUAGUUCCCCAGCCAACCUGCAGGCAGUACAUACCCUGUCAUGCUCCUGGUGGUGGCUAUGGUUGCUUUGGCAUUGGCGACCUUGAAUACAGCCUUCGUGUCAAAGAUGUUCAAGAUUUGGAUGAAUCUUGUGAAGGGUUUGUGCGGAAAUGGGCGGCCAAAUGGCGGAAUCAUGCGGGUGGCAUUUGCAACGAAGACAAAAGUCUUUUGCAAUUGCGUGCUUCAGUACGCCUCAGCUGUUUAGACGAGUUCGGUUUCUGUGUCCGGGAGAUUGCGUCAAUGCCUGUGUACAAGACUGUUCAGGAGCAGUUGCUGGGAUUUGUUCGCCACCACCAUCGUCGGCAUUUGUCAGGAGCUGGCAAGAAGACAACGAACAACGGACCAUCGGUCGAUCUGCCACAUUUGCUACUGGUAGCUUUCGAUGUGCGUGAUCAACAGCAGCUCAACCCUGAAUGCUUCUUGAUGAGCUGGUCGCAGUUUUCACCAUACACUGCCGAUUGGUGGAGGUGGACGGCUUCAUGUGUUCAUCCUGCUGGACGGAUUUGGGAAGCUCGUCCUGUCAUUGAUGAUGACUUCAUGCCAGAGAUCAAGACUGUGGAGCAGAUGUCGCUUUCCUUCAGCAAUCGGUCUGCUGCUGGCGAUAUGUGGAAGUGGACGCACAUAGGCUACACUGUGGUCAGUUUGAACACACUACGCUUUCUGCUCCCAGAAGCUGAUGAUGAUCAGUGGCUCUGUAUUGGCACCCAGGUGAUUGAUCAGCUAUCUUCUGAGGAGGAAGAUCAAGCAAAGAGCGCAAUCACCGAUUUCCUCUCUUCAUUGUCCAAGAGCAGAGCAAAGCCAGCGACGUCCCAAAAUCCCGCUGUGAGAAUGACUCGAAAUCAGCAAGGACAGAAACGAGCCAGAAAACGCAAGGCAGCUGAAGCAGCACUUGAUGGUGUUGAUGAGGAUGAUCAAGGGAACAACAUGGGACAUGAUGAUGAUGAUGAUGAUGAUGAUGGCGGUGACGUUGAGUUGGAGGGUGCUUGGACAAAUGCUCAUAUCCUGGAACAUGGAGAGGCCAUUGUCCAAUGUCAUCCUGCGUCAUCCUCGGCGUCAGCUGCAAAAUCUCCAGCAGACCACCCACCAGAACCAAGCGCUGAUGCUUCAGAUUCAAAACGUGGACUGGUAGCCUUUCGGGUUCAUGAUGGUGACAAUGUUUUGUCGCAGGACGCUGAGGGGUAUGUGCGCAUCGACUCCCGUGCUGCUGAGCUAGGCCGAAUGACUGAAUUCAAGCAAGACACCUCUGGCCACACUGUUUCGUUCAAUUGCCGGCUACAUGCAAGCUGUCGCAAGCUGAUUCUCAUGAAGCGCUUGCCAGAUAACUUCCAGGCUUCUGCCAUGCGGUGGAUGGCUGCUGGAAUCCAAUUCAAGCAGAGAGGAGACAGUUCCAAACACAUGGCGUUGUUUGACACAAUGGUUAUGCGACGGAGCCUGUGA
Cladocopium goreaui is the source of this 4175-nucleotide messenger RNA. The record is from the annotation of a GenBank genome assembly. Lineage: Eukaryota; Dinophyceae; Suessiales; Symbiodiniaceae.